UAUGUCACCGAAUGAAUGUGUACGGCUAGCCGGCUGGUAGCUUCGGCAAUGUUGUCAUUAUCAGAAUGAUAUCACAGCGGGACAGAGGAGAACUCGCUCGGUUUUAUACAGUGACAGAUCCUACAAGGCACAAAAAAGGCUACACUGUGUAUAAAGUCACCGCCAGGUCAAUCUCCCGGAAGAACCCAGAAGAUGUCCAAGAGAUAAUUGUAUGGAAGAGAUACAGUGAUUUCCGGAAGCUACAUCAGAACCUCUGGCAGCUGUACAAGAAUGUAUGCGGCCAGUCUGAGCUAUUUCCUCCCUUUGCUAAAGCAAAAGUAUUCGGUCGAUUCGAUGAGUCCGUGAUUGAGGAAAGAAGACAGUGCUCUGAGGAUCUCCUGCAGUUUUCUGCAAACAUUCCUGCUCUGUAUAAUAGUCACCACAUACAAGAUUUCUUCAAGGGCGGUGAAGUCCACGACGGCUCAGAACUCAUUGGUCCAGCUGAGCCUUUUUCUGACUUCCUGGCUGACAGUUUAUCAGACUGUAGUUCUGAUGUACAAAGAGACAUCAGUGGUGCUGAGGAUUUGACUAUUACAUCUGAGUAUGGAGGCCCUUCCAGUGACAGCGACCUGACCUCCUUGGCAGUAGAUACAGACUCUCUGGCUGGGUUGGAUGAUGGCAUGGCCUCAGGUAGCACCUCCCCAAACCAGCCACAGGGGGGAGUCACCAACAUCAGCAGUAGCUGCAGUCCUCGUUUGCCCUCACUGCGUGAACGCCGCGCCCCGUCACCUGCCCCCGUCCCCGCCUCUUCAGCCCCUAACCCAGAGGUCAGCUGGCCAAGUUCAACGCCGCUCUUUUCCCGCGGUCUAAGGAAAACCAGUGGCGCCAACACUAGGGACGUAAAGUCGGACUACCUCGAAAAAGCCAGUGAACUGAUCAGUUUUGCUGUACAAAAGGAAAAGGAGCAGGACUACCAGGCAGCUUUUUCAUACUACCGCAGUGGAGUUGACUUGCUGCUUCAAGGAGUACAAGGUGAACCAAGUGCCGCGCGACGGGAGGCAGUGAAGAAGAAGACUGCUGAGUAUCUGAUGCGUGCGGAGCAAAUAUCAGGUCUGCAUCAGAGAAGCAAUAUGGGUCAGGGAUCAACGCAGACCGUGGCCUUUGGAGCUCAGUGCUGUUCCUCCUCAAGCACAGGAGGGCAGCAGAGUCCAUCUGAUGAGCUGACAGCUUACAGGGUGAUAGGGGUCAUUAAUAAGGUUCUUCUGGUCAUGGACAAGAGAACACAGGAGACGUUCAUCCUCAAGGGACUGAGGAAAAGUAGUGACUGUGGGCAGGCUAAGAAGACUAUUAUGCCUCUGGCCGUGCCCCACAUGGUGCAGCUGAGAAAGUUCAUCAUCUCUGAGGACACUGUUUUCCUUCUGCUGCACUACGCUGAGGGUGGGAGGCUGUGGUCUCACAUAGGGAAGUACCUUUGUAAUUCCAGUGCAGAGGAGAGCUAUGACAUUCCUUUCAUCCAAAAGAGCCACACAACGGCUGUACAUUCUCCGCACCAUAAAAUACCACAGCUGGAUGUAGAUUCUGCCAGUUGUGAUUCAGAGCCUAAUGCUGGUUCAGAUCCUGCUUUUGACCCCCAGAAAGAAGGAGAAAUCCCCUGUGUGUAUCCUGUUAAAAGUGCCGUGCCCGCAGGGCUCCACGGACAAAUUGGAGCUCAGUGUGACUCUGGGGCUACUUCCGAGGAGGAGUGCACAAACAGCUAUUUGACUCUUUGCAAUGAGUAUGAGCAAGAAAAAGUAGAACCAGAUGCACUUGAAGAAGAAGGUGAUGAGAAGAGCGAGCAGGAAAUGCUCUCUCUGGAGGUGCCUAAUGCAACCGCAACAGCAUCUUCAUAUAGUCGUUCACUCCUCAGCAAUGACAGCCUUUCUUCUACGGGGGGCUCUCAGGAACUUGGCUUCUUCAGUGAAUUUUCUGACAAGAGCGGACAAACCCUUGAAACUGACCAAAACCGCAUUAAAGGUCAUGAUCAUAGUGAGGUUUACAGCCCUUUACGUUCCCCCACCGAGCCUCUCUCUUUGGAUCAGUCCAAGCACACACCAAUGGAGUUUUUCCGCAUUGACAGCAAAGACAGCGCUAGCGAGGUUACUGGCCUCGAUUUGGGAGAGCACUGGCAUUCUCAGAAGCAGCCCCCUCAGUUUUCCACAUCCGAUCUUGGUUCCGAGGUCACUGAGGAACUCCCAGAGCUCGCUCAGGAGGUAAAGGGCCCAAGCUUGGAGUUUUGGAGGUUGGACUGUAGCGAUAAGGGGUCUAAUGAGUCGGUGCCGGUCAUCUCAUUUAAAGAGGCAGUAGUCGAAGAUGAGGGUCACCCACCAGACUUGUUGGUCAAUCUUCCUGUAAUAAGUGGGACUGUAGACUUUACACAGGAGGAACUAGAACCUUCAGGGGUGUGUUUUAGCCUUGAGGCUACAGCCUCACCUCAAAAGUGUGUCCAGCCUGAUGUUCUACAGCUUCAUAACCAACCUGAGGAUCUGGAGGAGCAGCCACUGGAACAAGAACUUUCAUCUUUCUCUACAGCCUCUGCAACUUGUGACACUAGUCUUGCAUGUACUUCUCUAUGGGACGACAAUUUGGCAUUUGGACUUGAGGCCUCUGACGAAGUCUUUGAUCAAGAUGACAGCCAAAGCAGUGAUCACCAUCUUGAAACUGGUGUUUUAAGUGAGAAACCCCAACCCUGUACGACAGGAACAACAGACUGUGCUCCAGUCCCCGUUGACAGCAGCAUAGCCUCUGUCCCAGCCGUGAACGGUACUGAGGCUUGUGCAGUUGUUGAGCAUUUAUUAGGUCUUGAUGGGGAAUCAUCAAGAGUCAAUAAAGCCACAGGCAGCAGCGACUUUGACAAAGAAGUGUCACGGUUGUUUGCAGAAUUAGACGAACUGUCAUUGGCUGCCACUCAGGCUCAUAUCCCAGAGGAGUUUGUGCGAUGCUGGGCAGUGGAGAUAGCGACGGCCUUGGACUGUCUGCAUCAACAGGGCAUCAUCUGUCGAGACUUGAAUCCCAGUAACAUCCUGCUUGACCAUCAAGGGCAUGUGCAGCUUACCUACUUUUGUAGUUGGAGUGAUGUGGAGGAGUCCUGUGACAAGGAGGCUGUGGCCAAUAUGUACUGUGCACCAGAGGUGGGAGGGAUCAGUGUGGAGACGCCGUCCUGUGAUUGGUGGAGUUUGGGCGCCAUCCUCUUUGAGCUCCUGACAGGCAUGUCUCUGCUGAGCUGCCACCCAGCAGGAAUUGGCCGUCACACAGCUCUCAACAUCCCAGAGUGUGUUUCAGAGGAGGCCAGAUCUCUGCUGGAGCAGCUGCUCCAGUACAACGCAAUGGAGAGACUGGGAGCUGGCGUGGGAGGAGUUGAUGACAUCAAGUCCCACCCGUUCUUUGCCUCAGUGGACUGGCCCAAAUAGACGGGAAAGCGUUGAGGAGCUGUGCAGACGGACUGUGCUCAGCGAGCUCCCGAACACUCGUGCAGUGGAUCGUAUCUUUCUACAAACCCGUGUUAAAAUGGCAGGUUUCUGUGAUGUAUACAAAUGAAACAAUGAUCAAUUAUUUCAAUUGUUUUCCACCUUUAAUGUUACAGAUAAACUUUACAACUCAACUAAAAAACAAAUAAAUCUGCUAGAGGGAAAUAUGUAAAAAAUGUUAAAAGCUGCAAUAACCUGGCUGCAAAAGUGUUCACACCCUUAAACUAAUACUCUGUUAAAGCAUCAUUCAAUACAGUUUUAGCAUCCCGUCUUAUUUGGUGACUAUUAGCAUGCUACAUCAUGACUUGGUAAUAUUUGCCUCCUCUACCUGCCAAAAGUUCUCCAAAUCUGUCAGAUUGUGAGCACAUAUCUUCUCAGGCAUCUACAGGAGACUCCAAAGAUUUUCUGUCAGAUUUAAUCCUUAAUUCUUUUGUGGCGUUGUCAGUAUUUGUGGAUUUUGAUGAAAAAAUGAUGCUGAACAGUAAAACCUUGCCUCAGCUUCAGGUGACUGUUGUCGGAUGUAGAGGAAAAACUAGUGCUAACCAGAAAUCCCUGGAGCUCCUCCAGUCUCAGGCUCUUGGCAGUCUCCACAUCGAAUUUUAGUAAGGUCCCUGCUGGUUGACAUUUUUUUCAAUUAUUGGCUGUCAUAACUGUUAAAUGGUAUAUAGAUUAUGCUGAGGGUUUUUUUGUACCCUUCUCCUGUCUGAUACCUUUUGGAACCUGGACUUUAGCUAAAAGAUGCAAAAGAGAAAAUGAUAAAUAGGACAGCUGAACUUUAUUUAAGAUUCACUAUAACUGAUGGCAAGUAUUAGUUUAAGGGUGUGCAAAUCAGGCUUUUGUAGCUAUUUAUUGGUUUUACAUAUUUCUCUCUAAGAGAUGCAUUUGUUUUCAGUUUAUUUUCCAUUUAUGUCACUUUAAAAGUGGAAAUACUUCUGAAAGUCUCAGGUGGGUAGACUUUUUCCAUCCGCCAUACAGUGAAAUCCAAUGCCUUUCUUUACAAAUCUUUAAUCAUGUUUGGAGUUUGAGAUCACAAGUGUGAUGUUUUCCCUCUUUAUCUCAUUGACUGUGAGUCAUUUUGUGCAGGGAGCGGUGCGAUGGUACCGGGUAAUAAUUCACUACAAAGCUGUCGCUUUUCCACUCCGUCUCAUAAUAUCUUCACUACAUUGACCCUGUGUCAGGAAGACCUCAUUAUUGACACAGGCUUAUGUCAUCUUCCCAUUUUGUGUUUCUCUGAGACUUUGCUCAUUCCUCAUGAAGCCCACAGACUGACUGACGUGAAACUGUGUGGCUUUGCUUUGAAAAAAAACGAAAUCUGAAAACCAGCCAAUGAACGGCAGCAUUAUUUGACACUAUGCAAAGGAAAAAUACUCAGAAAAAGGGGAUGUUUGUUGUUGAUUUUAGUCAUAGCCUGAAUUAUUUAAUAUAUUAGUGCAGAGAAAAGGCUCAGAAGUAGAGGCUUCUCUACUGGAACCUGGGAAGGCCUCAAACGCGUAUUUAUAAACGGCCCUUUUACAGUUUAAAGAUAUUUUUAUGAUUGUCGGAGGAAACUCUGUCCUCUAGUCUUCAACCCUGCAUUUUGUGCAUGUUGGAUUAGGAUAAUUCUGAUAUAUUUAAUACAAUGAAAAGUCUGUGUGACAUUUGUCUUGUAAAAAAUAUCCUUAAGGAUGUUUUGUUAAGUAAACUGCAAACAUGUAGAAAUCUUGAUUAUGUCCAACUGUGUCAAUCGCUUGCCAGUCAAAAUAUUAGUCCGAAUGCUGGAGCAACACAUUUACUGAUUUGCCAUACAGGUUUAAAGCUGAUUUUAUGAUUUCUACUGUGACUGGUUUACAUCUUUAUAGUUACAGACCUUAUCAUUUAUCACUUCUUUAUCAUUAUGAGCUGAUUCUCAGAACUUGCGCAUUAUAAACAUGUCUCCACUGUAGAUGCUACCCUUUUCUCUUCACCAAACAUGGUGAAAACAUUGUAAAUUGCCAGCUUUAUUAACAUUCUUUUUUUAAUUAGAAACAUUAUGGUCGCUGCAGAUUUUCUGUUAUGCUCACAUUUCUCCAUGCUCUGUGUUGUGUCAGUGCACCUUCUAGAACAAUAAACCAUACCUGGAUGAUUAACGUGAA
Molecule: messenger RNA, 5593 nt
Organism: Girardinichthys multiradiatus
Lineage: Eukaryota; Metazoa; Chordata; Actinopteri; Cyprinodontiformes; Goodeidae
Gene: rps6kc1
Product: ribosomal protein S6 kinase polypeptide 1
Exons: 16
Coding region: 66-3425 (1119 amino acids)
Biological process (GO): protein phosphorylation
Cellular component (GO): early endosome
Molecular function (GO): protein kinase activity; ATP binding; phosphatidylinositol binding
Source: RefSeq, a predicted model, not a curated record